ACUAGAAGCACCAAAAGUCGAGGAAAAUUCAUCAACGUGGCAACAACCAGAAGUCGCAGUCGAAGAAGAAGUCGAAGAGGAAGAAGAAGAAGACGACGAACCAAUGAAUCCUGAAGUAAUUCCGGGCUUGGAGAAUGUCGUUUGGGACAAAAUUCCCGACGAAGAAUGGGAUUUCGAGUACGAGCCUCUCGUGACGCCAUGGAGCUCCAAACGCAGCAGCAUGACAAACGAGCCCAGUGAGUCGCACAAAACGUUCGAAAUGCUCAAAGAGAUGAAGGAGCAACGUGGCGCUUACAUCAUGACACGUUUAACGGAUCGUGCAGCACCCAUUGGAGACACGGUGAAACUCACAACGAUCGUCGAUGGCAAUGGCGUGCGUGUUAAUUGGAUGAAAGAUGGCGAAUACAUCGAGAGAAGCUCCCAUCUGACAGUUAGCGUCAAUCCGCCAAUGUACACGUUGACCAUCAGUGAUGUCGAGAAGAAGGACGAGGGCGAAUAUACCGCGGAAAUCGUUCAGGGCAAGACAAAGAUGACGACAACGGCCAAAGUUACCGUCUUGAGCAUCAAGAAGGAGAAGAAAGUCAAGCCGUUUGCAGUCAGAAUUAGAGACUUCUACCAUUUAAAAUACAAUUGUCUCAUCAUUGAAGCCCAAAUCACGGGAUCUCCUCGUCCCGAAGUGACAUGGUACAAAAAUGACGAGCAAGUCGAGAUGAAUGAUCGCACGCGCACCGACGAAACGGAAGGCGACGAAAUCUAUUGGCUAAUGUUCCAUGAUCCCGUGCCCGAAGACAGUGGCGUUUAUCGUUGCGUUGCCGAAAACAAAUCCGGAAAAUGCGCCAUCGAGCACGAAGUUGUUUUCACGAAAAAAAUCCCCUUUAUCCAUUAUGCGGGAAUGGGACAUGCCACCCCAAAAUUACUCAACGAAGAGCAAUUAGCUGAACUUGCAGCGAAAGAACAGGAAUUCAAGCGCAAAGCUGCUGAACGUGUCGCUGAAGAAUUAGCAGAAAUUGACGCAGUUUUACGAGCGGAAGAAUUGGCGAAGAUCAAAGUAAGAACGCCAACUCCCGUGCCUUCAGUGAAAUCCGGGGAAGGCGGCGAAGAAGGCGAAGCUGGAGAAGGCGGCGAAGAAGCAGAAGAAGAGGAAAAACCAAAACCUCCUCCGAAAAAGGUAGAAAAACCGAAGGAAGCUCCGCAACCGUAUGUCGAGGAAUCGAUCGCAGUUCGUUUGUCAAAAGAAAAACUCAAAUGGUGCGCCCUUUUAACGAGUCGUUCAAUUCCCGAAGGCGGAAGUACAAAACUUCAAUGUAUCUGCGAAGGACCUGGAUCGGUAUUCAAAUGGACCAAAGACGGCAAAAACGUUGAAUGGAGUGAUCGUGUCAAGAAUACAAGUCAAAUGGGCAUCGGCGAAGUUGUCAUCACAAAAGCACAAAAGAAAGAUGCUGGCGUUUAUUCGUGCGUUGCAAAGAACGGCAGAGGCGAAAUCGAGACAAGUUGUCGUGUUACAAUUCUCGAGCCACUCGAAAAACAAAGCAUCAAAUCGCCUCCGACCUUCCCUCGUGGUUUGCACGAAAAUUAUAGCAUCUUAGUCGACGAGUUGAUCCUCGAAGUUGCAAUUCGUGGCGUUCCUCAGCCCGAAUUCGUUUGGAAGAAGGAUGGAGAACCCGUUGUUGCCGACGAUCGCAUCGUUUUUCACGAAGAGAAAGACAAUGUGUAUCAAUUGCUGAUCCAUCGACCUGUUGCGGAGGACAGCGGAAAGUAUUCCGUCAUCGCAUGGAACUCCGAGGGCAAGAAGGAAGUCUCGCAUGUCGUCAAUUUCGUGAGUAAAACCGAAAAUUCUCGUCCUACGGUGUUUGGCAUCUUCCACAAAGGCUCCGUUGUGAAGCCAGAAGACAGUAGCUUGGAAGAAAUCAUUCAUCCGCCGAAACCUGCGAAGAAGGAAGGCGAAGAAAAGGAAGAAAAAGGUCCAAAAGUGCAAAAGGAAAUGGGCGGAGGCGGCGCAAAAGCCACACAUUUCGGCGCUUUACAUCAUCUGAAAUUCGUGUCGCAAUUACGGGAUCAAUAUGUCAUGGAAGGAUCAACUGUCAAGCUUCAAUGUUACCUUGACGGCCCGCAACCAACGAUGAAAUGGUUCAAAAACGAGAAACCCAUCCAAUGGGGACAAACGAUGAUCAACAAGAGUCGCGAUGUGCACGGAUGCUGCGAAAUUCAAAAAAUCACGAUGCAAGACGCGGGAAUUUAUACAUGUGUCGCCAAAAAUCCCUACAACGAGAUCGAAACAAAGUGUCGUUUGACGGUAUAUAAAAACCCAGCAAAAGAUUUGGACCUUGGAAACCCGAAUCUGAUCAAACCAACCUUCACGCGUGUCAUGGAUCAUUACGACAUCGUUACGGGCGACAUUAUUAUCGAAGUUCAAGUACGUGGAUCGCCGCAACCGACCUUAACAUGGGUUCGCGACGGGCAAAAUGUCGUUGCAAGUGACAAAUAUUUCUUCAUGCGUGAACCCGAUGAGGUCUAUAAACUUUGUGUGCAUAAUCCGACGUUACUUGAUGCCGGUUUUUACACUGUCAAGGCGAAAAAUAAGGCUGGCGAGACUCAAAUCAAGCAUAAAGUUGAGUUUUUGGGACGCGAACGUUACGAACAUGUCCCGUUAAUCGCUCAUGCGCAAAAACAUGUGCCUGUAGAAGAGACUGAGGAAGCAGAAACUGUCGUAGAAGAGCACGUGAAAGAACCAUCACCUCCUCCAGCGCCCGUAGCUGAGGGCGAGGAACCCGCAGAAGGCGAAGAAGCCCCGAAAAAACGCAAAGAUCCUCGUCGUUGGGAGAAAAUGGAACCAGCUCCUGCUUGUAAACGUUGUCGCGCUGCUGAUGUUUUAACUUUCGAGUCAAAAUUGAGGAAUGUAACUGCUCCCGAAGGUACUGUCGUGAAACUCGUUUGCUCCGUUUCAGGUAACAACCCGAAAUUCCAUUGGUUUAGAAACGGAAACAAGCUUGUGUUUGACAAACAAGUCGUCAACAAAGGAAAACUCGGAAUUUCUUCGGUAGAAAUUAUUGGAGCGACGCCUAAACAUUCAGGAACGUACAAAGUCGUUUGCGAAAAUGGUCCCUGCGAGAUUGAAUCCGAAUGUGUCGUCACAAUUUUCGAAAAUAUGGAAGCAACUGUCCCUCCAACGUUCACGCGACUUGUCAAAGAGUAUUAUGACAUUCGUACUAACGAUCUCGUGUUGGAAGUUCAUUGUCGCGCUGUUCCCCGCCCAAAUAUCAAAUUCAUCAAGGAUUGUUUGGAUGUCAGUAACGAAGAAUAUUUCCCGCCGGGCAAGUUUGUGAUUGUUCGUGAAGCUGAAGGCAUCUACAAAUUGUGUAUUCAUGCUCCUGAACGCGGCGACAGUGGGCGUUAUGUCUGCGAAGCAAGCAAUAAAGCUGGAAAACAAGAAAUUACGUAUCAAUUGAAGGUAAAACCGAUUUCGGAAUAUACUUACAUGCGAGGAAUUGUCACUGCCGAACCAAAAUCCAAGAAAAAAUACGAUGACGAGGACAUUGUUAUUCGUUCGCGACAUGCUUCAGUCGCUCGAAUAAGACUCCAGCUGUUCCAACGCCUGCUCCGACGCCAAUUCCUCCCCCAACGCCUGUUCCAACUGCUGAAGGAGAAGCUCCCGGCUGAAGGAGUUGAAGCAGAACCCAAUCCAGAGGAGAAUUUAACGCCUGAAGAACUCGAAAAAGCUCGCAUGAUGGCAGCUACGCCCCCAGAACAGAAAGAUCGGGACUUUACAGAUGCCAAAUAUGCCUUGAACUUCAUCGUGCAGCUCAGAGAUCAAAUGACAAUCGAAGGAGGAAGCGCUAGAUUCGUUUGUUCUAUUGACGGAUAUCGCCCGACCCUCACAUGGUACAGAAAUAACGAAAAAUUAGCAUUCGGGGAAAAGGUAAAGAAUACUUCGAAAGAUACUGUUGGUAGUAUUCAACUUCAAAACUUGAAAGUUGCCGAUUCGGGUAUCUAUAAAUGCAUUGCGACGAACAGAUAUGGGCAAAUUAGUACUUGGGCGAGACUUCGAGUGAUUGCGAAGGGCACAGAAGAAACAGGAGUUGCUCCGCAAUUCGCUCGGGUGCGAGAUUAUUACGAUAUACCCACAAAUCAGAUAAUUGUCGAAGCCCGAAUUCUCGGAACGCCUCCUUUGGAGAUUUUAUGGUACAAGGAUUGUCGCGAUAUUCAAAAUGGCGACAAAUAUUUGAUUGGGCGCGAACCUGGCGGUGUUUACAAACUUUAUAUUAGCGAUCCGGUGCGUCGUGAUACAGGCACGUACAUGAUCCAAGUGAAGAAUGCCUAUGGUUACGAGCAAGUUAAGCAUGAAGUUCGUUUCUGGGACAAAGAAGAAUAUCUCUACGUACCUGGAAUCAAUCAUGCCGAUCCAAAAGAGAAACGUAAGCACAUGGAAGUUGUUAAAAUUCCUAAAAAAGAAGAAGAACCCAAGCCAGUUGAAGAGCCUCCGCGUCAAAUUGAGCACAAAGCACGUCCUGAAAUUGCCGCUUUGGAGCCUCCAACACAAGAAAUCAUCGAUGAACGUGCUAAAGAUGAAAAGCAGCAACGAAAACCUCGUAUCUUGAAGCCAGAUCCCGUUGAAUUCAUCACCCGACUCCGUAAUCAAUGCUUGGCGAAAGGUUCGACGAUCCAUCUUUCGUGUUGCGUCUCUGAAAAUAACCGAUUCGACGCUCAAUGGUUCAAAAAUGGCGAACCUCUUGAAAUGGACAGUUCUCGCAUGAAGACAACCGUUAACAAGGAUUCCGCUGUUGCGACGCUCGUCAUUAAGCAAGCCGUCGUUGAUGAUUCGGGCAUCUACAAAUGCGCGAUCAAGACAAAACGUGGACCCAUCGAGGGCGAAUGUAAAGUUGAAAUCUUCGAAUUGGAAGAAGGAACGCCUGAAAAUGUUCCUCCAACAUUUGUUAUCCCGCUGCAUGAUUAUUAUCGCCCCAAGACGAACGAUAUCGUGAUAGAAUGCAAAAUUCGUGCAAAUCCUCGUCCCAGAUGUCGUUGGCAACGUGAUGGGCUGUUUGUGGAUCAUUGCGACAAAUAUGAGCCUUAUUUCAUGGAAGAUGGAACAGUGAUGUUGGUUGUUAAUAAUCCGAAGAUGAUUGAUUCUGGAAGAUAUUUGCUCGUGGUUGAAAAUAGCGUGAAACGUGUUGAAAUGUGGCAUGAAGUGCAUUACGAGCCGAAAUAUGAGGAGAAGAGGAAACCGAAAUAUGAUGAUGUUAUCAUUGAGAACGAAGUUCAUCCACGUGUCUAUCCCAAGCCAAAGGAACCUACUCCUCCUCCGCCAGUUGAAGAAGUUGUCGAAGAAGCUGAGCCCGAAGAGCCUGCCGAAGACGAAGGAUGGGGCGUUCCCGACUCUGAGGAAGAAGAAGGAGAGCAAAGCGAAAAAGAAGAAGAAUAAAUUUAAAAAUUUAACUUUUAAAACUUAAUUUUAAGCUGAAUUUGUGUUAAUCCUUUCUUAAUUUUAACCUAUUGUAGUGGCUAAAGUAACAAAUGUGUGCCUUUCGACCUUUUUAUUAUUUAUUUUUAUGCAAAUAA
Molecule: messenger RNA, 5556 nt
Organism: Culicoides brevitarsis
Lineage: Eukaryota; Metazoa; Arthropoda; Insecta; Diptera; Ceratopogonidae
Product: muscle M-line assembly protein unc-89-like
Biological process (GO): homophilic cell-cell adhesion
Cellular component (GO): plasma membrane
Source: RefSeq, a predicted model, not a curated record